AUGGCAUCCGUCGACAAGAAGAACGACAUUACUGAGAAGGAGACUCAAGUGCUUGCCAUGGCUUGGAAGUGCUUCAAGGCUCCCCCCGAGGUUGACUAUGACAAGCUUGCUAAGCUCACAGGCUAUACCAACCCCAAAAGCGUCCAGAAUGUCCUCUACACGGUGAAGAAGAAAAUCGAGAAUGGUGACGAGGGUCCAGCUACGCCUACCAAGCGUACCCCCAAGGCCAAGACUACUCCUGCCUCGCGCAAGCGCAAGGUUACUCGCAACGAUGAGGAGGAUGGUGACGAUUCCAUCACUUCGACUCCGAGAAAGCGCGCUCGUGGCAAGAAGCUAGCUCUCUCCAAGGAGACCGUCAAUGAUGAUGAUGACGAUGACUCAGAGUCCGGAAAGAAGGAUAGCACACAGGAUGAUAUCGAUGUCAAGGAGGAGAUUAGCGAGGGAGUCGUAGAUUAA
Daldinia childiae is the source of this 456-nucleotide messenger RNA. RefSeq lists its product as uncharacterized. The transcript is spliced from 3 exons. The record is from RefSeq and is a predicted model, not a curated record. The coding region runs from base 1 to 456 and encodes 151 amino acids. Lineage: Eukaryota; Fungi; Ascomycota; Sordariomycetes; Xylariales; Hypoxylaceae.